AUAUGAAAGAUGAAAUUCAUGAAAAGCUUACUAACUACCUUUCAAUUGUUUUAGAAGAACUUCUUCUUGAAAAAAAUCAAGAAACAAACGCGAUUGAUUAUCUGGUAAACUCCCAAAGCCAGACAGGAUGUAUAAAAAAAUGUUCUUUUUGCCAAGCCUUCGAUAUUGAUAACAAGAAGCGGAUUU
This is a messenger RNA of Racocetra persica, 186 nucleotides long. The record is from the annotation of a GenBank genome assembly. Lineage: Eukaryota; Fungi; Glomeromycota; Glomeromycetes; Diversisporales; Gigasporaceae.